This is a messenger RNA of Ananas comosus (pineapple), 1998 nucleotides long. RefSeq names its product protein DETOXIFICATION 40-like. Gene Ontology annotation, cellular component: membrane. Gene Ontology annotation, biological process: xenobiotic detoxification by transmembrane export across the plasma membrane. The record is from RefSeq and is a predicted model, not a curated record. NCBI's taxonomy places the organism in Eukaryota, Viridiplantae, Streptophyta, Magnoliopsida, Poales, Bromeliaceae. Gene Ontology annotation, molecular function: xenobiotic transmembrane transporter activity; antiporter activity.
UAUGCAUGAGUUAAAUAAAAAUUUCAUAUAAUGUUUCUCAGCACAACUAAAGAGUCCAUAAAAAUAGGAAUUCUAGGUAGUCCUAGCUAGUAACACUCUUUCAAUAUAUAUUAAACCAAAAUAACCUUGUUUUCCAUUUUCCCUACCCUAUAAUAAUACAAAUACGUUCACACUCUACCCUUCUCUCUCUCCUAUCUCGUAUUCUCACUCUCUCUCUCUCUCUCUUUUUCAAUACCAUGGCCUCUCUAGAGAAGCCCUCCUCCUCCCCUCUCCUUACACCCUCCACUACUGUAAACCACGGCCACGGCCACGACCAUGAUCAUGACCACGAUCAAUUACCGCCGUCCACGUCGGCUACAACGCACGGCGUGGACGCGCGGCUGGAGAGCAUCCUCACCGACGCGUCGCUGCCGUGGAGGCGGCGCGCAUGGUGUGCGUUGGGGAUCGAGCUGCGGCUCCUGCUGGCGCUCGCGGCGCCCGCGGUGGCCGUGUACAUGAUCAACUACGUCAUGUCGAUGUCGACGCAGAUCUUCUCCGGCCACCUCGGCAACCUCGAGCUGGCCGCCGCCUCCCUCGGCAACACCGGCAUACAGAUCUUCGCCUACGGCCUCAUGCUAGGGAUGGGAUCCGCAGUGGAGACUCUAUGCGGACAGGCGUACGGGGCGCACAAGUACGAGAUGCUCGGAAUAUACCUCCAACGGUCAACGGUCCUCCUAACCGCCACCGGGAUUCCACUCGCCGUAGUCUACGCCUUUUCCCGCCCGAUCCUAGUCCUCCUCGGCGAGUCCCCCGAGAUCGCCGAGGCCGCAUCCAUUUUCGUGUACGGACUCAUCCCCCAGAUAUUCGCGUACGCCGUGAACUUCCCCAUACAAAAGUUUAUGCAGGCGCAGAGCAUCGUGGCGCCGAGCGCGUACAUUAGCACGGCCACGCUUAUCGUGCACCUGCUGCUGAGCUGGGGUGUGGUGUACAAGGUGGGCUUGGGCCUCUUGGGGGCCUCUCUGGUGCUGAGCCUGAGCUGGUGGAUCAUAGUGGGGGCCCAGUUCGUCUACAUCGCGGCGAGCCCGCGGUGCCGGCUCACGUGGACCGGGUUCUCGUGGCAGGCGUUCGCCGGGCUCGGCGAGUUCUUCAAGCUGUCGGCGGCGUCGGCGGUGAUGCUCUGCCUCGAGACCUGGUACUUCCAGGUGCUCGUGCUUAUUGCCGGGCUUCUCGAGAACCCGGAGCUGGCGCUCGAUUCGCUCUCCGUGUGCAUGACGUUAUCCGGUUGGGUGUUCAUGAUCUCGGUCGGGUUUAAUGCUGCUGCAAGUGUGAGAGUGAGCAACGAACUUGGCGCCGGAAACCCUAAAUCCGCGGCAUUCUCAGUGUUGGUGGUGACGGUGCUAUCGUCUAUAAUAUCGGUGAUACUAGCAAUUGUGAUCCUCUGCCUCCGCGACUACAUAAGCUAUAUAUUCACCGAGGGCGAGACGGUGGCCCGCGCCGUCUCCGACCUUUGCCCGUUGCUCGCAGUCACCCUCAUCCUCAACGGAAUCCAACCCGUCUUAUCUGGUGUGGCUGUUGGGGAAUAUGGGGAGGAAUGAUAGGAGGUACAUUCAUGCAAACCCUUAUCCUGCUGUGGGUCACGUUCCGAACUGAUUGGAACAAAGAGGUGCAAGAAGCCAUGAAAAGAUUGGAUAAGUGGGAGGACAAGAAACAACCGCUUCUGUCAAAUGAUGAGAACUAAUAAUCGACUAAUCGAUCAGUGUGAGCUCUUUGAUUUGGUAUUUACCAUCGAAAAAUCGUCGGAAAUGGAGAUUAUGAUUACAUAAUGUGGUAUUUGAGGGAUAUUAAUUACCGCAUCCACAUUGGAUGGAAAAGGAUGAUGUAUAAUUCCUUUGAAGGAAGGGGAGUAUAUGUACUUUAUGAGAGAUUUAAACAUGAGAAUUACUGGAGUUCGCACUUUGUGCAGCUCCACCGCAAAUUUCAAGAAUAUGAUAUAAUCAUCCAUUUCAUUUGUUUUUAUAA